AUCUGAUAGAAUCCAGUACACAGAUAUGGUGCAGUCCACCCACAUAGGAGAACCACCACUGGUGGCAGAUCCCCCAUCCCCACCCACACCUCCCUCCGUCUGGUAGCUACCAUUCACAAGUGAGGGGUGGAGAAGAGAGGGGAGGUGAUCCCAUCCAUCCAUCCAUCCAUCCAUCCACCACAAAUCUUGUGCUCACUGUGGCAGAAUUGCAGUGCACUGGACUGUACAGAGUACCAUCCAAGGCUGGUAGUCUGUGAGGGGUGGGGUUCGGCCACACUGAUACCACCGAAGACCAGAAGCUCACAGAGGAAGAACACGGAGAGGCGGAAAAAGACAGGCGAACAUAAGGAGGGAGCGAGAGAGAGAAGAGGGGGGAAGAUUGCACCUGAAGAGGAAUAUCAUACGGGAUGAAAGGAGACACCCCAGUGAACAGCACCAUGAGUGUCGGCCAAGCCAGGAAGCUGGUGGAGCAGCUGAAGAUCGAGGCUAGUUUCUGUAGGAUAAAGGUAUCGAAGGCAGCGGCCGACCUGAUGGCGUACUGCGACGCGCACGCCUGCGACGACCCCCUGAUCACCCCGGUGCCCACCUCAGAAAACCCUUUCAGGGAGAAGAAAUUCUUCUGUGCUCUGCUUUGAGACAAAUCAGGGAUUGUCAUUGAUUCAAAGUACAACUGUACAGUAUGUACAUGUAUGUGCAGCGCUUACGUGUACUUCCAACUCAAACAAGACGUCGGUGUACUAUAGUAGCCUCACAUUGAAGAAAAAAAAAAGCUGCCAAUGUACAGUUAAGGAUCAUCUACAAUAUGUCUUGAUCUAAAUUUCUUGAAUCUGGCAAAUUUCUGCGAAGGGACAAAAAAGGAUUUGAGUCAAAAAUGUGAACAUCUUAUUAAUGAAGAUGCUAUAAAUUCUUAGAGAAAAAGCUGUCAUCUGAUUUCAAACACGUACAUCUCAUGCUCGAAGAAGCUACAAGUAACUGCUAAAAUGGACAAAAUAUUCAUCCAGUAUUAUUUUUCGAAUUGUUGUAACACUUUCAACAAGGAGAUAAGACGUCAUAAUUCAGUUUAUAGCUUUCCGUGGUACAAUAUGUUCAGAAAUGAUAGGUGAAGUUUGACAUUUAUCCCCUAAAAAUGAGCUUUUCUUUAGUGAAUUCUCAUGUAUGCUGAUGAUAAUGAGCUUUUUCUACCAGAAGGUCAAGCUAAAUGUUUUGGUAUUUUGGCAGUUACUUGUACCAGUUGAAGACAACAGCUGUUUAUGAACGUCAACAUAUAAUUUAUCAGUUUUGUCAAGAUUUAAUGGUACACUCAUUUAUAGUAUCGCCGUGGCGUGGAUGUUGAAGUGUAUGUGUGUGUGUGUGUGUGUAAGGCUAGGUACUACUGUGAUAGCUAAGCAACAAGUCCAAGUAUUUGAGCACUGUAAAUUGGAGAUUUUAUACUUCGAUAUCACGCCAACCCUAUUGCGGCUUAUUCCAGUGAUUAUUUAAGGACAUUUGAUGUGAACUCGAAGAAGCGAAAAUCAGCCAUUACAUUAACUGUCGUGUAUGAAUAAUUUUCUAUUUCUGUAGAGCACAAACUAGCUUCAGCAGUUACGACGUACUUUUGCAGACAGGUGUGUGUGUGGCCAUCUAGAUGAGAGAAGUUCCUGUGCAGAGAGCCCGCCUCUUCCAAAAUGUUUUUAAUGGUGUUCAUUUAACAGGCUACUUGUGUUUUAAAUCCCUGCUUAAA
Gambusia affinis (western mosquitofish) is the source of this 1720-nucleotide messenger RNA. RefSeq names its product guanine nucleotide binding protein (G protein), gamma 3 (gene gng3). The record is from RefSeq and is a predicted model, not a curated record. Bases 408 to 635 code for a protein of 75 amino acids. Gene Ontology annotation, molecular function: G-protein beta-subunit binding. Lineage: Eukaryota; Metazoa; Chordata; Actinopteri; Cyprinodontiformes; Poeciliidae. Gene Ontology annotation, biological process: G protein-coupled receptor signaling pathway. The transcript is spliced from 3 exons. Gene Ontology annotation, cellular component: heterotrimeric G-protein complex.